Molecule: messenger RNA, 1773 nt
Organism: Ogataea haglerorum
Lineage: Eukaryota; Fungi; Ascomycota; Pichiomycetes; Pichiales; Pichiaceae
Exons: 2
Coding region: 1-1773 (590 amino acids)
Biological process (GO): anaphase-promoting complex-dependent catabolic process
Cellular component (GO): cytoplasm; cytosol; anaphase-promoting complex
Molecular function (GO): cullin family protein binding; ubiquitin protein ligase activity; ATP binding
Source: RefSeq, a predicted model, not a curated record
AUGCAAAUCAAACUUAACAGCUGCUACGCCAUAUAUUCGUGGCACUGGGACAUCCCCGAGGACGAGGUUUGCGGUAUCUGCCGUGUAUCCUUUGAUGGGACGUGCACAACUUGCAAAUACCCAGGAGACGAUUGCCCACUAGGUAAGUACAAAAAGUCCCGUAUCUCGCUAACAUCCAGUCAUUGGCGAAUGUCAACACGCUUUUCACAUGCACUGCAUCUGGAAGUGGCUAGAGACAGAGACCGCCAAAGGCUUGUGUCCAAUGUGCCGGCAGCCGUUCACCAUGGACAAGGACAAGGACGUCAACAAGGGCGUCAGUUUGCCGGAAGCCAGCCGGUUGGCCACAGCAACAAACGAAGAGUUUCUCGCAGACAUGCUGGAAACACAGACCACGGACGCAAUAGUUUGGUGCACGGAUGUGGCGUAGAUUUUUCCAAAUCUCUUUUUUCCACUAUGACUGAUCAUAAGAAGUUCACCAUCGUGGUGAAGGUCGGGUCCUCGUCGAUUGUCGACGAAGUGACCCAUGAGCCACGGAUCGCUAAUGUGUCGACGAUUGUGGAGACGCUGGUUGCCCUUAGACGACAGGGCCACCGUAUCGUGCUGGUUUCGUCCGGGGCCAUCGCUAUAGGACUUCAUCGCAUGGGCCUCGACAGGAAGCCAAAGCGUUUGUCUGCCGUGCAGGCUCUUGCCGCAUUGGGUCAGGGAAAGCUGCAAGCCUUGUGGGACAGCAUGUUCAGCUACCGGAACCAAAAGACUGCUCAGAUCUUGCUCACCAGAAACGACAUUACCGAUUUUUCUCAGUUUAGAAACGCCGAGAACACCCUGAUCGAAUUGCUGGACAUGGGCGUGGUCCCCAUUGUCAACGAGAACGACACAGUUUCCACGCAGGAGAUCAAAUUCGGUGACAACGAUACGCUUUCUGCCAUCACUGCUGGAAUGUGCAACGCGGACUUCCUUUUCCUGCUCACCGACGUGGACUGUCUCUACACCGAAAACCCGCGUCUGAACCCGAACGCAAAGCCAGUGGUUCUGGUGAAGAACAUGAACAGUCUGGAGGUGAACACUAAAUCGUCGGGAUCCAGCAUCGGCACUGGAGGAAUGGAGACCAAGCUGAUUGCCGCUGACCUGGCCACCAACGCGGGUGUCACCACUGUGAUUUGCAAUUCGCAGCGGCCGCAUGACAUGAUCCGGAUCGCCAACUAUAUCUGCGAGACGGACGCUCAGCUCAGAGAAUCGAGGGAGGUCAUUUCUGCAGAGUCGCACGAGCAGUUCCAGAUCACGAAUGCAACAGAGUUCUCUCAGUUGCAACACCACAACAUCCCGCUGCACACGCGGUUCAUUGGCCAGCCGAGAAACGCCGUCAAAAACAAGGAAUUCUGGCUCUUGCACGGUCUCAAACCUGCCGGUGCUCUGAUCAUCGAUCCCGGCUGCUACGAGGCCAUUACUCGCCGGAACCGGGCAGGGCUGCUGCCUGUGGGGGUUAUCGGUGUUGAAGGAGAGUUUGGACAGCUUGAGUGUGUGGACAUCAGGGUUGGAAUCAGAGACAGCGCGACGGGCAGGUGGGACAGGUCCAAAGGCGCCGUUAGCGUCGGACGCGGACGUUGCAACUACUCGUCGUACGAAAUUGACAAAAUCAAAGGCCUGCAUACGCACGAGAUCCCGUCGGCCAUCGAGUACUUUGAUUCCGAGUACGUUGUUCACCGCCACAAUCUCGCCUUCCCGCUCCACAAGAACUCGGAACUGGAGCAGCUUAUACAACAGUCGAGCAUUUAG